AUUUAAAAUUACAGCUGAUUUUACAUAAUACGUUAUGUAUAGGUUAAUAACACAUGCUGAUAAAAAAAUAGAACGGCCUCAGCAUCCAAGAAACAAUGCAAAUGUUUUUGAAAUUAUUUCAUACAGCUGGAUGUUAAACCUAUUCAAAACAGGACGAAAAAGAGAAUUAGAAGAAAAUGAUUUGUAUAUAACAUUAAGCGAUCACACUUCGUCAUUAUUGGGAAAUGAAUUAGAAAAAAAAUGGAAUUUAGAACUGGAAAGUGCAUUUAAACUGAAACGAAAACCUAGCUUGACAAGAGCUUUGAUUCGAAUGUCUGCUAUUGAGUAUAUGUUUUAUGGUUUUUUACUGUUCAUUGAUAAAAUUAUAUUGAAAAUGUCUCAACCACUAUUUAUUGGAGGAAUAUUAGCAUAUUUUAAUCCAGUUGAAACCAACAAAGCUGACUUAGGGUAUACAUACAUGUGUGCAUUUGGCUUAGUGUUAAGCAUGUUUACUUCAAUGGUCUUGCAAAAUGUAACACUAAUAGAAAUUUUACAUUGUGGUAUGAAGAUGCGAAUCGCUUGCUGUUCGGUAAUAUUUAGAAAAUCACUACGUCUAAGUAAUACUGCUAUUGGUGAAACAACGAUCGGUCAAGUGAUAAACUUGUUAUCUAAUGAUGUAAAUCGGUUCGAUAGAGCAGCAACAUUUCUUCACUAUUUAUGGAUUGGUCCCCUACAAUCAAUUGUGGUCACAUAUUUUUUGUGGCAGGAAAUAGGAAUUUCUUCAUUGUUGAGUAUAGUUAUCAUGAUUUUAAUAAUUCCAUUUCAAGGAUGGUUAGGGAAAAAACUUUCUAAAACUCGAUUGAAAACAGCCAAAAAAACCGAUGAAAGAAUUCGUUUAAUGAAUGAAAUCAUUUCUGGUAUUAAAGUAAUUAAAAUGUACACUUGGGAAAAAUUAUUUUCAAAAUUAGUAAUAUAUAUAAGAAAAAAAGAAAUCGAACAUUUGAAAAUAUCAGCAUACAUCAGAGAUACUUUGACAUCGUUAGCAAUAAUUCAAACGAGGUUUCAACUAUUUAUUAGUAUUUUAUCAUAUGUUUUAUUGGGAAAUUAUAUAUCUGUUCAAAAAAUUUUUGUCAUAACUACAUACUACAGUAUCCUAAUGCCAACAAUGACUUUUUUUUUCUGUCAAGGUCUGGGACAAAUUUCAGAACUGCAAGUAUCAAUAAAACGCAUACAGGAUUUUUUAUUACGCGAAGAAAAAGAUGAUAAUCGUAUACCAAUGCAAUCUAUUUCUGAAAAAUCAAUGAUUAGUAGUCAUAACGAAUCAAUAAUAUAUCCAGAUAAAAAUACUACUGACAUAAAAUAUAACAUGAAACUUUUAAAUAAUUUUAGUGUGGAAAUUUUGAAAGCUACCGCUAAGUGGAUAAAUAAUCAAACUAACAAUACUUUAGAAAAUGUAUCUCUGGCCAUAAAACCUGGUAAUUUGGUCGCAAUCGUUGGUGCUGUAGGAUCAGGAAAAAGUUCAUUAAUACAAGCUAUUUUACGAGAAUUACCACUUUCUGAAGGCAUCAUACACGUGCGUGGUGUAAUUUCUUACGCGUCCCAAGAACCGUGGAUAUUUGCUGGAUCUGUUCAACAAAAUAUUGUAUUUAAUUCACCAAUGGACAAGGAUCGUUAUAAACAGAUAAUAAGAAUAUGUAAAUUGAAAAGUGAUUUUGAACAGUUUCCUUACGGCGAUAAAACAGUCGUAGGAGAAAGAGGGGCUACUCUAAGUGGUGGCCAAAGAGUAAGAAUUAAUUUAGCUAGAGCUCUAUACAAACAAGCGGAUAUUUAUUUAUUGGAUGACCCUCUUUCAGCGGUUGACCCAAACGUUGGAAGUCAUUUAUUUGAAAUGUGCAUUAAAGGUUUUCUUAAAAAAAAAACUUGUAUAAUUGUCACUCAUCAAAUGCAGUAUUUAACUGAUAUGGAUCAAAUUUUAGUCAUGGAAAAUGCUAAAAUAUUGGCGAAAGGUACAUAUGAAGAACUUUGUGCAUCCAAUAUAGAUUUAACAAAUUAUAUUCAAGUUUCUAAGUUACCAAAUGAUAAAUAUAUAAUUAGUGAUAAAAACAUUUUAAGCGCCGAACAAAAGUCUACUUUUAAACGCCGUGCAUCAGUGGCAAGUAUCAUAUCGUCAAGUGAUGAAAGUAACCACAAUGAAGAUCUAGUAGAGCCCACUAGGGUUAUUGAAUCUCGGAGUUCGGGAAAUAUUUCAUAUGUCGUUUAUUUUUCGUAUUUUUUGGCUGGUGGAAAAAAGUACAAAAUAUUAUUUUUUAUUUUUAUAUGUAUAAUAACUCAAGUAUUGACUUCUGCUGGAGAUUUCUGGAUAACAUAUUGGGUAAACUUAGAAGAACACGUUUUUCAAAAUAAAAAUAAUGUGUCCACUUUAACAUUUCAUGAUCCAAUAAGUGAUGUUGUUUGGUGGAUGACCAUUUCUCGACAGACCUGCAUAUAUGUUUUUAGCUGUAUCACUCUUUUUUUAAUUAUUAUUACAACCAUCAGAUUAAUUACAUUUGUAUCAAUCAGUAUGAGUGCUUCUAUAAAUUUACACAAUAAUAUGUUCAAUACUUUAAUCAAAGCCACGACAUAUUUUUUUAAUACAAAUUUAUCAGGAUCUAUACUUAACCGCUUUUCAAAGGACAUAGGAACUAUUGAUGAGAUGUUACCUGUAUCCUUGUUGGAUUGUAUACACAACGCACUGAACCUUUUGGGAGUAUUAAUCGUUGUUGGAAUUAUAAACAUAUAUCUUAUGAUUCCAGCUAUCAUCUUAGCAAUUAUUUUUUAUAAAAUAACAGUUUUUUAUUUGUCAUUAUCACGAAGUGUAAAACGAUUGGAAGGAAGUACACGUAGUCCUGUAUUUACUCAUUUCAAUGCAACUAUUCAAGGCUUAACAACAAUAAGGGCAUUUGAAGCAGAAAAUAUAUUGUCAAAAGAAUUUGAUGAUCAUCAAGACUUACAUUCUUCGGCGUGGUAUUUAUUUAUAACGUCAAGCAGAGCAUUUGCUUUUUGGUUAGAUUUAAUUUGCUUUAUAUAUACAAGCAUAGUUACAUUCAGUUUCAUAGUUAUGAAUAACACAACAUUUGGAGGAAAUGUUGGUCUUGCUAUUUCACAAACUUGUGGAUUAGCUGGCUUGGUUCAAUUUGGUAUGCGACAAACAGCAGAAUUAGAAAAUCAUAUGACGUCAGUUGAAAGAGUUCUAGAAUACACAAAUGCUCCACAAGAGUGCUCAGUUAAAUCAUCAACAGGUAAACUGACUUCCUUAAAAUGGCCAUCAAAUGGAAGUAUUUUAUUCAAAAACUUCUAUUUACGAUAUAGUCCAAAAUCAUCAUAUGCAAUAAAUAAUCUCAAUGUUAACAUUGAAUCAAUGCAAAAAGUAGGAAUUGUUGGUAGAACUGGAGCAGGAAAAUCGUCUUUAAUUUUAGCCUUAUUUAGAUUAGCUUUUAAUGAAGGUGAAAUCAUUAUAGAUGGAAUAGAAAUACAUAAAUUGGGAUUACACGACUUGCGAUCCAAAAUUUCCAUCAUUCCUCAAGAACCAGUAUUGUUCUCUGGAACAAUGCGAACCAAUUUAGAUCCAUUUAAUGAAUACUCAGAUCAUAUUCUUUUGAAUGCAUUAGAUGAAGUCGAGCUUAAAGACGUUGUUGAAAAUUUACCUGAUGGUCUUUACUCUAAAAUGUCAGAAGGUGGUUCAAAUUUCAGUGUUGGUCAAAGGCAAUUAAUAUGUCUGGCUCGAGCUAUUAUUCAAAGUAAUAAAAUUCUUGUUCUGGAUGAAGCCACUGCUAACGUCGAUCCACACACAGACGCAUUAAUUCAAAAGACUAUCAGAAACAAAUUCCAAACUUCUACUGUUUUAACAAUUGCACACCGUUUGAACACUGUUAUAGAUUCGGAUAAGGUACUUGUUAUGGACAAAGGAACAAUGGUCGAAUUUGACCAUCCAUAUAAUUUAUUGCAAAACAAAGAAGGAGUUUUUUACAAAAUGGUGGAACAAACGGGACCAGAUACUGCUGAUUUAUUACAUAGAUUAGCCACAAAGGUUAUUUCAACAAAAAAUGUGUAAUAAUCGUUUAGUGUCAAAUUAUAUUACUAACUAGUUUAAUUUAAAUUCAUAAAAUA
Molecule: messenger RNA, 4125 nt
Organism: Melanaphis sacchari
Lineage: Eukaryota; Metazoa; Arthropoda; Insecta; Hemiptera; Aphididae
Product: probable multidrug resistance-associated protein lethal(2)03659
Exons: 25
Coding region: 35-4069 (1344 amino acids)
Biological process (GO): transmembrane transport
Cellular component (GO): membrane
Molecular function (GO): ATP hydrolysis activity; ABC-type transporter activity; ATP binding
Source: RefSeq, a predicted model, not a curated record